GUUGUUCGGAAGCCCUGUUAGAGUGCUGGUGAUUAUUAGUAUUUGCUUAAUAAGAGAGAAUUUUGUUUGUGAUGGAAUAUAAAAAGCCUGUGCUACUAGUGCCUUUAGUAAACACGGUGCUGCUGGUGGCGAUAGUCCUGGUCCUACCGCUGCUAAUUCCGAUUCUGGCGUUGUUUCAAGUGCACCGGCAAAUUGUAGCACACUUAUUAGCUGCCAAAUAUGGCUCAUCGUUCCGAGGAUUGCUGGAAGGGUCGGAUGUCGUCUGGGCAGCGCAAACGCGAUCGUCAAAGGCAAUGGCAAAUGUGUUGCUUUUGUUUGAAAAGCCGGCACGUGCGACGCUCGGCAGCGAUGAGUUGCUUGAAAUAUUUCGCAACCGGUUGAAACGUCAUCAAUCGGACGAGGCUUAUCAGAAGAUGUUCUGGGAAAGACGUUUUCAAUGGUGAUAUUAUUUUUGGGUAGAACAAGGGCUUCCGCUGUGGGCCGAUCGUUACGUCAAAGAACUCGACGCGCUUCCCGGCCAUGGCUGCUUGUCUCGCAAGCAGCUCUGCACACUAAUUGGCUCAAUCAGCAGUCGCGAUUGCAAUGGCACGAGUUGGGAGCUGCUCGUCGGAAGCCAGCCAUUGCGUUCCCAGGCAGAAAGCGGCGUAAUGCUGCACCCGGUCGUUUUCAGGUACCACCAUUCAAUCGCUGAUGGAAUUGCGAUAUUUCGAUUGUUCUGCAAGGAUUUCCUCGACAGUACAGGCACAUCGGAGCAGCACGUGUGGAAUCCAGACGCAGUCCAUACCUCCACCUCGAUGAAACGCUUCAUCACUUGGCGCAACAUCCUGCAGAUGGCUUUUCGAAGUCCGAGAUUUUUGAUAAAUGAGACACUGCUCAAGCGCGAACACAGCCCUUUCUUCGGCACUGAACCGAGCGGCGAAAAGAUCGUCUGUUGGGCCGGAGCAGAUAGUGAGCACGUCAAAGGCACGACUCCCGUAAUAAACGUAAUCAAGAACAUAAAGCGUUCGCUGGACGGAUCCAGCUUCACCGACGUCUUUCUGACGGCGUUUGCGAUGAGUCUUCGGGCGUACUGCACGCGGAAAGGCGUCCCCGUACCACCGUCCGUUACGAUCGGUCUGAUGCAACGGUUCCAGCGAGAAUCGAAAGUAAUUCAACUGCGUAAUCUCUCGACGGCUGUAUUUAAAACGUUGCCCGUAGCUGAACUGCCCGUUGGUGCGUCUUCCGUUGCUACAAGCGCCGAGCUAAGGUCGCAGAUAAAUGCUGUAAAAGGUUCCAAAGAAGCAGUGCAGGCCUCUGCCGAUGCUUUAUUAACCCACCUAAGCGUGUCGUACUUUCCAGAGCUGCUGCCUGUUCCGAUUGUACGUGCACUAUUUGCCAGAAGUAAGUUUACCAUCGCAUUGUCCAACAUUCCUGCCUUCGGGGACAGUGUCUCGGUGGAAAAUUACAUCCUGAAGGAGGCCACGUUCUGGGUUCCUAACAUCGAGAGGAAUAUGUUCGGACUGACCAUACUAACAAUGGACGGCCGAUUGCAGCUAGGUGCAAUUGCGGAUCGAAGAAUAAUUUCGAGUGAGAGAGAAUUGGAAUGCUUACUGUGCGAUACCUUGCAGGAGCUCAGGAAUUUCGGUGAAAUAUUACACAAAAAUCAGCUCGUAUUGUAGUUCAGCCUUCGAUAAGAUAGUUUAAUGAGACGGACUCAAAACUAUAGUUAAACAUGUGAAACAAACGAACUCAGCACAAUUAUAUGUAUAAAAAACAUUCGCCUAACAA
Messenger RNA from Anopheles stephensi (Asian malaria mosquito), 1767 nucleotides. RefSeq lists its product as uncharacterized. Gene Ontology annotation, cellular component: plasma membrane. The record is from RefSeq and is a predicted model, not a curated record. Gene Ontology annotation, molecular function: long-chain-alcohol O-fatty-acyltransferase activity; diacylglycerol O-acyltransferase activity. The coding region runs from base 648 to 1658 and encodes 336 amino acids. The transcript is spliced from 3 exons. Gene Ontology annotation, biological process: triglyceride biosynthetic process. NCBI's taxonomy places the organism in Eukaryota, Metazoa, Arthropoda, Insecta, Diptera, Culicidae.